Messenger RNA from Diabrotica virgifera virgifera (western corn rootworm), 3458 nucleotides. Its product is annotated as short coiled-coil protein A. The coding region runs from base 136 to 558 and encodes 140 amino acids. The transcript is spliced from 2 exons. Gene Ontology annotation, cellular component: trans-Golgi network. Lineage: Eukaryota; Metazoa; Arthropoda; Insecta; Coleoptera; Chrysomelidae. The record is from RefSeq and is a predicted model, not a curated record.
AGAUCAUAGUGACAGAUAUAUUAAUUAACAUUUGACGUUUCUUGGAAAAUAAGGUUGAUUUUAAUUGAAAGGAAUUCCUUUAUAAUUUAAGACAAUUAUUUUUUAAAACUAAAUAUACGUACCAAAGACAUACUAAUGUCUUCAAUAAAACUGCAAGAUGAUAUUAACAAUAUACCUUUGGCUGACGAUGAUCCUCAAGUGAUUAUCAAUGAUGAACCAGAACAAAACUCGAUAUCUGAAGGAAACUCUUCCAGUAUGAUACACGGUAGAAGCAUGGACUCUAUUCAAUCAACAUUCACAAAUGGAAGUUCUAGUCCCCAACAUAAUAGUUUAGAAUCAGACUCCAGCCCUGAUGAACAAGAAGAAAAAGCUCGACUUAUUUCUCAAGUACUCGAAUUACAAAACACAUUGGAUGAUCUUUCAACCAGGGUAGAUUCCGUGAAGGAAGAAAACUUGAAGCUACGUUCCGAAAAUCAAGUGUUGGGUCAAUAUAUAGAAAAUUUAAUGUCGGCAUCCAGUGUUUUUCAAUCUACUUCACCAAAAAUUAAAAAGAAGUAAUUUUAUAAUGUUUUUAACUAAUUAUGUUAAAUUUGCACCAGCUUCUUAUGUGAGCAUCAAAGCCUGUGAUUAAUUUUAUGUUAGAUAAUUUAAACAGUGGUUAGUUAAUUUGUAAAGACAAAUAUAUGUUAAUUAAAUAUUAUCUUCUCUAAAUGCUGAUUGUAUGACAGCUUAUAAAGAAACGUAACAGUUUGCAUUACCUAUAGGUACAUAAAUAUAUCUACAGAAUAUUAUAAUGUUAACACAUUCAUGGUCAUGACUGCAUAUGAAGUCGUUUACUCCAUAAGGAUACGUGUAUACAAUGAUAGCGUGUCCGUGAAUGUGUUAAAGAUAUUGAUGAGAAUAUUUUUUAAAAUUUUGUAUCUGUACUUCAGAACAUUUUUGGUAUUUAAAAUUUUCAUUAGCAUUAAAAUAAAAUUUUGAGAAGCAUAUACAACCUAAACAAUUCUCAAUAUUUUUACGUACUUUGCAAUAGGAUUGCCAUACACAGUUACCCAAAUGUUAUCUGUUUAUUUAAUCUUUCACUUCAAUUUAAUGAUGUGGGAACAUGCAUAAACUACUUUGUAAAAAAUUUGGACCUUUUUAAUAUCCACCCUCCCCUUUGUCAUAAAACCUAGUAAGCCUCCUCAUGUUGAUGUCACAAUUGCAACUCCCCUUUUCAGUGAUUUUAAACAAAAUCCAUGUUUUUUGUGAAUUUUCUAGAAUUAACUAUAAAUCUUUAGGCAUGUAUUCUAACAAUAAUGAUUAAUUAAAAAUAAUUUAAUUCAAUAAAAAAUAUACACAGUAUUUAGUGCAGAACACAGGGUGAGGCAGAUAAAGGGCCUAUUAGAAAUAUCUCAAAAACCAAACGCAACAGAAUCAUGAAAAUUGGUAUGAAGGGGUAUUGAAGAGUGAUCUAUUUAAUGAAAAUAUUUUCAUCUAUUUGCUAUUUCCGGUUAUACCGGAAGUUGCUUAUAACUUCGUUUUUUUAAAUAGGACACCCUGUAUAUUUUUACAUUUUCGGAUUCUCCUUGAUGUCUUCUUUCUUAAAAUAUGAGGUUUUGAAAUAUUAUACAGGGUAGUUUAAAAGAUAAUUACCUUUUUAUAUUAAUUUCCUAGCAACAUUCACACCCUGUAGGAUUGUAGUAGUUUAACAUGAAAAACUCUAUUGAUGGUCAAAUGAUUUUUAAUAUAAUCUACUAUUGUUAAGAAUUAUUAGUAUAGCCAAAUUUUUAAUUCUAGUAUACAGGGUUGGUCGAAACUCGGAAUGAGUAUUUUAUGAGUUUUCUUAAAUAGAACACCCUGUAUUUUAGUAUUGCAAUGAAAUGAUAUUUUAUGGUACUUUUUUAUUUCUUAAGCAUUUCCUAUAUCUAACUGCUAAUUUGUGAGUUAUUGGUGAUUAACGCCAAACAUUAAUUGCAACACAAAAUACAUGAAAUUUUAUUAGAUUGGCCGUGAAAAUAUUCAGUCGCAAAUUAUUUUUCCGAAAAUAAAUACAUAUUAAUCUAGACUGAUGCUUAAAAUUACCAAUAAUUGUUGAGCUAUCAAAAUACCUACGUAGUUAUGAUAGUUGGUGCGAUUAACAAUUGAGCACAAAUUAAAGCAGUUAGGUAUAGGGAAUGCUUAAGAAAUAAAAAAGUACCAUAAAAUAUCAUUUAAUUGCAAUACUAAAAUACAGGGUGUUCUAUUUAAGAAAACUCAGAAAAUGCUCAUUCCGAGUUUCGACCAACCCUAUAUACAAGAAUUACAAAUUUAGCUAUACUAAUAGUUCUUAACAAUAGUAGACUAUAUUAAAAACCAUUUGACCAUAAAUAGAGUUUUUGAUGUCAAACUACUACAAUUCUACAGGGUGGGAAUGUUGCUACGAAAUUAAUAAAAAAAGGUAAUUAUCUUUUAUACUACCCUGUGUAAUAUUACAAAACCUCAUAUUUUAAGAAAGAAGACAUCAAGGAGAAUCUAAAAGUGUAAAAAUAUACAGGGUGUCCCAUUUAAAAAAACGAAGUUAUAAGCAACUUCCGGUAUAACCGGAAGUAGUAAAUAGAUGAAAAUAUUUUCAUUAAAUAGAUCACUCUUCAAAACCCCUUCAUUCCCAUUUUCACGAUUCUGUUGCGUUUGGUUCCUGAGAUAUUUCUAAUAGGCCCUUUAUCUGCCUCACCCUAUAUAUACCUACCUAAUAAUAUACAUAGCAUUAUUUAAUAAUUAUUAUGUUACCUAAGUCCUUUUCUUUUCCCAACUAUUUGCUGAUGUCAUUAAUAAUAUUAUUUUGUUGUUCUUUAUUUUCUAUGGGGACAGUUAUUUCAGGAUCUAUAUUUUCUAAGUUGGUCCAUUGUAAAUAUUCAGAAUCAUCAGAAUUUUUCAAAAGGGAUAAAGCUUCAGAUUCUCUACCUUUAGUAAUUUUUAUUGGGCGAACACAACUGCAUAUUGAGCAUAUAGAGACAAAUUGAAAUACACCAAAUGACAUCCGACCCCCCUUCUGUCUUAUAUCAUCAUAAUAAGCAAAGUCCUCCCUCCAUCUUCUCAAUGAUGUAGUGUAUGGAUGUUCCCUUUGAUGUUAUUCCCCAAAAUAAUCUUUUAUCUAGAAAUCCUAAAACACAAAUCAUCUCUGCUUGCCUUACUGAUUACCAAUAUAAUAAUUAUAUUAAUUUAUUUAUUUUAGAGAUGAUGUAAUUAGAGAAUUAUAUGUAUGUAUAUCAGAUUUUGAUGUAUUGUUUUACAGUGACAGCGAAAAUUGAUUUUUCGGCACUAAUAUAAUUUCUUUUAUUCAAUGUUUAUUAACUAACAUGUAUUUCAUUCUUGUAUGUUCUAAUUGGUAAAUAACAAUUUAAUAUUUGUACAUUACGUUUGUUUUAUAUAUAUUUAAUUACAGUCAUUUAUUGAAAUUAUUAUCAGCUUAAGUAAUAACAAUAAAUAGAUGGCUUAAA